AAGUCUUAUCGUGGGCACUAACCGAUCGCUGAAAAUGUGGACUGGCACACAUUUCCGACGUGUUAGCAAGUAAGCUAACGACCACUGCUUAAUAGAUCUAGAAUGUGCCAUGAGAUUGUGAAGCGGUGAGGUAGGAGUCCAUUACGUUCAUAUAGGAAGUGGUAUAAAGGGGGGAAAUGAUAAGAUACUUUGCAUUCUAUUUAUGGUUAUUUACGCACAAUUUUCGACGCUGUCGAAACAUUUUCUUGUCGGUCGACUUUUUUUGUAUUGCACUGCGCCUCUAUAUCCGACGUUACGGUAAAUAGCCCCUGUGCUUGGAUAGCCGAGCGGGCCUCAAACUAUGGCCUGCCCUCAGACAAACUGCUUUAACAAACAACUCGUAUAUCUUCAACAUUGCAUACGAGCCGUCCAAAAUAAAUAGUUUUUAGGCGAAAGGGCGAGGAUUUUAUCUUUAUUUGAGUCAAGUAAGCAGUAGCCUGGAUGAAUAAUGAGCGUUAGCUAUGGAUACUGGACCGCCGGAUAUACGGGUAACUGUCCCAGUUACCCGUAUAUCAUGCAUGGGGGCCAUGCAUGGUGGACGUAGCUCCCUCGUGAUGGUGUCAGAAGCUCAGGAAGAGGAUCUUCUGAGGAGAGACCUUCGCCUCAGGUGCCGGGUGUCGUCACGGAAACUCUGAGGAAGAAGUUUAAGAAGAAGCUGAAGACAAUCAUAGAUUCAUUGCUCAGGUCCACUGUGUCCGAGGUCACGAAUGCCUUUGACGUCUUCACAUUUGACCAUCAAAUGGUGGUGAAGCAGAAGAUAGAGGAAUGUUCCAUGCUGCGGUUAAAGCUGGAGCAGGCUGAGAACAAACUGAGAGAACAAAAUGGAACGUGGGGCAAAAUGGAAGACGAAACAUACACUGCCGGACCAAUCAUGCCCGAGUUAAAUGUCGAUGAACCCGACGACUGGUGUGCUCCCCUGGGCUGUGAGAACGUAGUGGACCCGGGGCCCUCCACCAGUCAUGGGCCCAGAGAGGACCGAAGCAGCUCUCUGUGCUCGUUGUCUGUGUCCCUGUGGCGCUUGCCAGUCAUCAAACAAGAGGUGGAGGAUGAUGCCUACCAGCUUGACGGACCUUUGAGUGGUGCAUUUUCAGAUGAAGGCCCACAAAAAAACCUUGAACACACCGAGGAUCAAAAGAUGCCUUUGUCGACCACAAAACAAAGCCGCCCACGUAGCAGUCAGGCAACUAGAAGUCGAAACGGAUCAAUCAAGAUGAAGACUGAACAGCCAAUGAAUCGCACAGAAAAGGUAAAGAUGGAGGUCCCAAACACAGAAAAGGCUAAAGGUAAGAAAAGAACCUUGCAAGCUAUUAAAUUGGAACCCGAGCCGAUGGAAGACAAAAGCGUGAACAAGAAGUACCGUUGCAAGUUCUGCGGCAAAUUCUUCGACACAGAGGUGGGCCGCAGUGUUCACCUGAGGAUCCAUAAGAAGUGUACCGGAUGCCAGAAGAUGUUCCGAUACCCAAGCCACCUUCAGUUACAUAAGAAGAAAUGUACAGGUGUCCAGGGAGAUACCGGUCUGGAUACCGCUCGGGAUACCGGUCUGGAUACCGCUCGGGAUACCGCUCGGGAUACCGCUCGGGAUACCGCUCGGGAUACCGCUCGGCAAACCGCUCGGGAAACCGCUCGGGAAACCGCUCGGGAAACCGCUCGGGAAACCGCUCGGCAAACCGCUCGGGAAACCGCUCGGCAAACCGCUCGGGAUACCGCUCGGGAUACCGCUCGGGAAACCGCUCGGGAAACCGCUCGGGAUACCGCUCGGGAAACCGCUCGGGCUACCGCUCGGGAAACCAGUCGGGAAACCAGUCGGGUAACCAAGAAAAGCAUAUGCCUCAGAAAAAGACGGAGGCUUUCACCCGGAGAGGACCCAUCCAUUUUGCUCGUUAAAACCCAGGAAGCCGACAGGAAAAAGAGGGCUCAGAAACGCUCCAAAGAGAGCGCUAGCCCUAGCACCAAAAGGGCCAAGUCGUUUCUCUGUACAAACUGUCACAAGAGCUUUUGUUCGAUUGUAUGGCUGAAAAACCACCUUUCAAAACAUUUACCUUGCCCCAAAUGCAAGCAGAUAUUCUGCUCGAGAUACUUUCUAAAAACACACAUUUACAAAGAUCACCCCAAAAAGCCUGAUAAAACGUUGGAGCCUUCUGAGGCUGUUCAUAGGGAAUUGGCUGCCAUUUCAUCCAAGGAAAAAUCUAGUGAAUUGGGUGCUGUUUCAUCCAAGACAACAGGUAGUGAAUUGGGUGCUGUUUCAUCCAAGACAACGGGUAGUGAAUUGGGUGCUGUUUCAUCCAAGGAAAAGCAUAGUGAAUUGGGCACUGUUUCAUCCAAGACAACAGGUAGUGAAUUGGGCACUGUUUCAUCCAAGACAACAGGUAGUGAAUUGGGUGCUGUUUCAUCCAAGACAACAGGUAGUGAAUUGGGUGCUGUUUCAUCCAAGGAAAAGCAUAGUGAAUUGGGUGCUGUUUCAUCCAAGACAACAGGUAGUGAAUUGGGUGCUGUUUCAUCCAAGACAACAGGUAGUGAAUUGGGUGCUGUUUCAUCCAAGGAAAAGCAUAGUGAAUUGGGCACUGUUUCAUCCAAGACAACAGGUAGUGAAUUGGGUGCUGUUUCAUCCAAGGAAAAGCAUAGUGAAUUGGGCACCGUUUCAUCCAAGACAACAGGUAGUGAAUUGGGUGCUGUUUCAUCCAAGGAAAAGCAUAGUGAAUUGGGCACUGUUUCAUCCAAGACAACGGGUAGUGAAUUGGGUGCUGUUUCAUCCAAGGAAAAGCAUAGUGAAUUGGGCACCGUUUCAUCCAAGACAACAGGUAGUGAAUUGGGUGCUGUUUCAUCCAAGGAAAAGCAUAGUGAAUUGGGCACUGUUUCAUCCAAGACAACAGUUAGUGAAUUGGGUGCUGUUUCAUCUAAGAUAAAGGGUAGUGAAUUGGGUUCUGUUUCAUCCAAGUUAAAACAUAGUGAGCUGGAUGCAGUUUCAUCCAAGUUAAAACAUAGUGAGUUGGGUGCUAUUUCAUCCAAAGAAAAACGUGAAUUGGGUGCCGUUUCAUCCAAAGAAAGAUCUAGGGAGUUGGGUGCCAUUUCAUCCAAGACCAAAUGUAGUGAAUUGGGUGCUUUCUCAUCCAAGCCAAAACAUACUGAAUUGGGUUCGGUUUCAUCCAAAGAAAAACAAAGUGAAUUGGGGGCCAUUUCUUCCAAGGUAAAUCAUAUUGAAUUUGGUGCGGUUUCAUCCGAGGUAAAACAUAUUGAAUUGGGUGCGGUUUCAUCCAAGGAAAAACGGGAAGUGGAUGCUGUUCCAUCCAAAGAAAGAUCUAGGGAGUUGGGUGCCGUUUCGUCCAAGACGGAAGGUACUGAAUUGGGUGCUUUUUCAUCCAAGGAAAGUUUGGGUGCCGUUUCACCCAAGGAAAAACAAUGUUGUGAAGAUGACAGUAAAAAUCUGUUUGGGUAAUGGUACUGUGUUAGUGGAGGGCAUACAGUAGUAGUUAUGAGUCUUUUGUGUACCGAGUUAAAUCCUCUGCCUGGGUAUCCACUGUGGUACUUCAGACAACUUAUUCUAUUAUUAUUUUAAGCACCAAUCCUCUAUGGUUCUUUUGGUUUUUGGAUUUGGAUGAUAAUGUUCAACAAAUGUAUGCUAAAUUCUCACCAUACGUCCAUUUUAAUUUUUAUGAGCACCCUGGGGUUUAAUUACGUUCAAUUAAAAUGCAAAGAGAAUCUGAGGAAGGUUUUCUUGAGUUUAUAAACGUGUUUAUAAGACUUAACUUGACAACAUUUCUUAGAAUCAACGUUCCUAAAUUUCCUCAAAUUUUGAGUAUAAUGAAUGCUUUUUAGAUGUUUUUGUUUUUAUUAAUACAAUUGUGACUGAAUGCUGUUUUUGAACAAGAGCUUUCUCUGUCUUUCUCUUCCUUUUCUCGUUCUAUAGUUUCUUCUAUAGCAGUGGGUUCUAAGUAUCCAUCCGAAAAUGUAAAAGAAAGUAUUAUUCCAAAAUGUUCAUUUUUUUUAAUUCUUUCUUUUUCUCCGUAUGCUUUAUUAAAGUGAUUUUACUUCCUUCAUGUAUUUUUCUUUUUCAACAAUUAUAUUAACCAGGGACCUAUAAUUCCAUACAAAUUAAAAGUUUUAAAUUGAA
Messenger RNA from Gadus macrocephalus (Pacific cod), 4147 nucleotides. RefSeq lists its product as uncharacterized. The transcript has 5 exons. NCBI's taxonomy places the organism in Eukaryota, Metazoa, Chordata, Actinopteri, Gadiformes, Gadidae. The coding region runs from base 779 to 3472 and encodes 897 amino acids. The record is from RefSeq and is a predicted model, not a curated record. Gene Ontology annotation, molecular function: DNA binding.